CAAAUGAAUGAAACCUUUUGUGUUGUGAACAAUAAAGCGCUAGUAUAAGAAAGCAUGAGCAACUCGUAUCAUUUUCAUUUAUAAAUAUUAUUAACAAACUUUUAGGUUAACAGUAAACUACCAAAAUGACCAAAAUUGUAAAUUAUCUAUGGUGCAACCAUAGACUAAUGUAAUUUAAUGUUAUGUCUGCGAGUACGACAAAUAUUCAAAAUUCAUGUUGAUCCACAAUUUCAGCUCUGGAGAUUUAAAUAAAUCAGUGUCAUGUCUGCAUAUUACUGUAGAUUAUGUUUCAUGCAUUGCAUUCCGGAGAAGGCCCUUCUGUUCUCCAAUCAUAUUACUCAAAUGAUACAAUAUUGUAUUCCUGAAGUGGAUAUUAAACUGGUGAAUAAUCCUAUAUUAUGUCCAGAAUGUAACGAUAAAUUGGAAGAGAUUCUAAAAUUCAAGAAAAAAUGUUUAGAGGUUCAAGAAAACAUGAAACGAAUUUUAACGAAUGGUGGAGUAUGUGAAGGAAUGGAGAUUAGUGAAUCGAAUAUUACCCCCAAAUCUGAGAAUUUAUCAACAUCUUUCGAGGAAAGUACUCAACAAACCUGUGAAACUGUAUCUAUCUUACAAGAAAAUGGAGAUGGAGGACUCACAUCUCCAGUAACAGUGCCUAAUUCAAAUAUAAGUGAUGUGUCCUCUGUUGUUUCAGAAGAAUCAUUUAAAAUCGGAUCUUACACAAGUCUUGUUCAUAAUGGUAGUACUUCCUUCAAGCAUAAAUCUUCACGAAAAUUGAAGAACAUACAAAAUGUAUUAGAUGUUAAAUUCAUCAAGAAAAAUUGCAAUACUUGUGGACUCUGUUUUAGUACUUUAAAUGAACUUAUUCACCAUAUAUAUUCUGAGCAUCAUAAGAGUGAAGAAUUAUUUUCAUGUUUACUUUGUAGAUAUAAGUCCAAAAAUUUAUCACUGUUAAUGAGGCAUUUUCUUCAUUUUCAUCCAAAUUGUGAGGACCUCAAUGCUUCGUGUUUUUUUUGUUUUACUGAUAAGAAAAAUUUUGAAGAAUUAUUCACUCAUAUGAUUGAAGAACAUAAAAAAGUUUGCAAAUGGACUAAAUAUCAUUGUAAUUCUUGUGAUUUUGUCUCAAAAAGUUAUAUAAAUUUUAGGAAACACUAUUUUCAGAGUCAUGACCUUAUUUGUAAUUAUUGUUUAAGAAACUGUGAUAACGUAUCUAUGUUGAACAGACAUUUAAGGAAACAUUACGCCACAUCAAUAAGACACCUUUCUAUAGAUUCCAAUGAGUGAUCUGAAAAAUAUCAGGUUUUGAUUAUUAUCAAAUGCACGCUAUUAAAUAUUUAUUGGUUUGAAAUUUAGUUUAUAGUUGUAUUUUCGCAUUCAUCAUGAAAUGUUUAUAAAAACUAUUCUAUACUUUUUUUUACUGGAUAUUGUGAAACAAAGGUUUUUUGAAUUUUUCAUUGAAUAUUUCAAUAAAAAUUUUUUAUCAAUAUUUAAACUUUUCAAUUUAUUAAAUAUUUCAGAUUUAAAAAACUGAUGGAAAUCAGUCCUAGUUAUACAAUGAUCAAUUUUACAUAAGAAUUGUAAAUUACUUUUUUUGGCAAAUAAAUGAAUAUUAUACAUUUCCAA
Molecule: messenger RNA, 1620 nt
Organism: Harmonia axyridis
Lineage: Eukaryota; Metazoa; Arthropoda; Insecta; Coleoptera; Coccinellidae
Product: zinc finger protein 569-like
Exons: 2
Coding region: 262-1281 (339 amino acids)
Cellular component (GO): nucleus
Molecular function (GO): zinc ion binding
Source: RefSeq, a predicted model, not a curated record